Molecule: messenger RNA, 5160 nt
Organism: Aspergillus welwitschiae
Lineage: Eukaryota; Fungi; Ascomycota; Eurotiomycetes; Eurotiales; Aspergillaceae
Product: mannose-ethanolamine phosphotransferase GPI13
Exons: 5
Coding region: 1-5160 (1719 amino acids)
Biological process (GO): GPI anchor biosynthetic process
Cellular component (GO): endoplasmic reticulum membrane
Molecular function (GO): acyltransferase activity, transferring groups other than amino-acyl groups; mannose-ethanolamine phosphotransferase activity
Source: RefSeq, a predicted model, not a curated record
AUGAUGAAUCCAUCAGCCGCAGGCCGCACGCUUCCAAGAGCUCUAAGAGCUACUCGGCUUUUCAAUCAGCAUACAAGCUUGUCUACAAUUACCGGGAGUCAUCGAAUCCAGGCCUCCUUAUCGCCAUCAUGUCCGGCAACAUACAGGGCGCUGCAUACUACCCGAUCGCAAAAGUCACAAUCUGUCCCAGCCUCCAAUGCCGCUGCGAGGGACUCGUCUAACCCCGCCAUGUCCUUUCCGUGUCUCGAUGCGCAGGAUGCAAAGUCUGCCCAGCUCUCCGCACGAUCUCUCCAGUCAGGCCCCGAACCUUCAUAUACCACUGGUCACCACCAAAAGUUCCACUGCGAACAACCGUUACUGCUUGAUUGGGGAGGUAUACUUCCAGAGUUUGACAUCGCCUACGAAUCCUGGGGCCAAUUGAACUCUGACAAGUCGAAUGCUAUCUUACUGCACACGGGUCUGUCGGCAUCCAGUCACGCCCAUAGCACGGAUGCCAACCCCAAGCCCGGCUGGUGGGAGAAGUUCAUCGGACCCGGCAAGCCUUUAGAUACAGAUAAAUACUUUGUCAUCUGCACCAAUGUUGUUGGUGGAUGCUAUGGUAGUACUGGGCCUUCGUCAAUUGACCCCUCUGAUGGAAAGCGAUACGCUACUCGGUUCCCUAUUCUUACGAUAGACGACAUGGUGCGGGCACAGUUUCGUCUCCUGGACUCCCUUGGCAUUAGCAAGCUUUACGCCUCUGUUGGAUCUAGCAUGGGUGGUAUGCAGAGUCUUGCUGCCGGUGUUCUUUUCCCUGAGAAGGUUGGCAAGAUUAUCAGUAUCAGUGGUUGUGCGCGAAGCCAUCCCUACAGCAUUGCCAUGCGGCACACUCAGCGACAAGUCCUAAUGAUGGACCCGAAAUGGGCCCGUGGUUUCUACUAUGAUUCCAUCCCUCCACAUUCUGGAAUGAAACUUGCGAGAGAAAUCGCAACCGUGACAUACAGAAGCGGUCCGGAGUGGGAAAUGCGGUUCGGACGCAAACGCGCAGAUCCUAACAAGCAACCUGCUCUGUGCCCGGAUUUCCUGAUUGAGACCUACCUGGAUCACGCAGGAGAGAAGUUCUGCCUGGAAUAUGAUCCUAAUAGUCUUCUAUACAUCUCCAAGGCCAUGGAUCUGUUUGAUCUCGGUCAUGCUCAUCAAACCCAGACGAAAGCUCGAAGAGCCGAAUUUGAGGCUAAAAUUGCUGAUGGCGGAAAGGCCCUGCGCGAGAGCAACAUUGCAUGCAGUCUGACUCUCCCAGAGGCACCGUACGAGGAGCAGCCCUCUGUAACCGCAUCCGCUCCUGCUAUGGACCAGGCUGUGGGUGGCGGGGAUCUUGGAACAGAUGCGCCCCCGCAGGAUCUUGUCGCCGGCCUUGCGCCGCUCAAGAACCACCCGGUCUUGGUCAUGGGCGUUGCCAGUGAUAUCCUUUUUCCGGCUUGGCAGCAGCGAGAAAUCGCCCAGACCCUUCGGGCUACCGGAAACAAGAACGUCGAGCACAUUGAACUUGGAGAGGACGUUUCGCUCUUCGGACAUGACACGUUCCUCUUGGAUCUGAAGAACAUCGGCGUUAGUCUCCUGUGGAUUUACCUAAUGGCGUGGCUGUCCCGAAGCGGUAAGGUCCCACUUCCUCAGGGUUCAAAAUGUUCCGAGCCGCUUCAACCAAUGACGAUGUCCGAAUUCCUGGGUUGGGAUGCCGAAAACGCCGACUCCCUCUUGAGCGGAGCGCAUCUUCCGGCGCGGUCCCAGGAGACCUACGGCUUCCACAUCCCCAACUGUUCCUCUCCCCUCUCUUCGGUGCUGCUUGUCGUGGCUGUCCUUGGAUGGCCUAUCUCUUAUCUUGGAAUUGAUGCUUCCCCACGUCUAAUGGAGCUGUUACUUUCCCGGACAACCCGCACGACAGCUCCACGGGACCUGGCAUUUGCGCUCGGCGAAGCCCCUCCGUUUUCGCUCUUCUUGGACCAGCUACGACUUAGUCUAUUCAAUUGCAACACUUCUCUCAUGGUAUCCGCUACUAAUGGGGGCCCAGGGCUUGAAAGCCCGACCCUGUCCGACUCGCGAAACACAGGUCCGGCCUUGUCGUCACGAUCUCCGGAACGCAAUGAACAUCGGAAACCACAAGUACCAAAAGCAUUGGCUGGGGGUAGUGCACAAGAUAAAUAUAUCCAAGGCUUGGAAAGUGAAUUCAAAUUAAAGCAUCUAGGAUUCCUUCUAACUCGAAUGGUGUUGGAGAACAAGUCGUCCUGCGACGUACUCCCUUUCGACGAGGCAGCGACUGUAGGCAAGAAAGUCGAUGGGUGUUGGCACCAGAAGUCGUUCGACAAGGCCGUUGUGAUCAUCGUCGAUGCCCUGCGCUACGAUUUUACGGUACCCUUUGCGCCGAGCGCAGAGGGUGAGUCGGCACAACUGUUCCAUGAUCGCCUUCCCGUCCUGUAUGAGACAGCUGUCAAUACCCCCGAAAAUGCCUUUUUGCUUCCUUUCAUCGCGGAUCCGCCCACGACGACACUGCAGAGGCUGAAGGGACUCACGACCGGAACACUACCCACGUUCAUUGACGCUGGUUCUAACUUUGCUGGGACGGCAAUUGAUGAAGACAAUUUAGUUGCGCAAUUGCGCGCCGCAGGCAAGACUCUGGUUCAGCUUGGGGAUGACACCUGGCACGCACUUUUCCCCGGCUACUUCGAUCCUAAUCUAACUCGCGCAUUUGAUUCAUUCAAUGUCUGGGACUUGCAUACCGUUGACAACGGCGUGACUACAAACCUCCUCCCGCUUCUACAUCCUGAAAAUUCUACGAAAUGGGAUGUUAUCUUCGGUCACUAUCUUGGUGUCGAUCACGCCGGCCACCGAUAUGGCCCGAAUCAUCAAGCUAUGGCUGCAAAACUCGAUGAGAUGGAUCGGGUCAUCCGUGAAAUCAUCACCAAACUUGACGACAAAACGCUGUUGGUGGUGAUGGGUGAUCAUGGCAUGGACUCCAAGGGUGACCACGGCGGUGAAUCUAAUGAUGAAGUCGAUGCCGCUCUAUGGAUGUACUCUAAAAGGGGCAUCUUCGGCCGUACAAGUGCUGAAACAGCCAGGCCUCCCAUGCUCGCUCGCGAGCGCUUUGUGCCUCAGAUCGACCUUGUGCCCACGCUGUCUCUUCUUCUCGGAAUGCCUAUUCCUUUCAACAACCUCGGCUCGCCGAUCGAGGAGGCUUUCAUUGGGCCCAAGGGGAACGAUUGGAAGAACGUGAUGUCGGUCAACCGGUUGACUUCCGCUCAGAUUAAGAGGUAUCAACGGGAGUACACAGCAUCGCGAGGUAUUGAGGACAGCCACCAAUCCCAGUCCGAGGACCUCUGGAGGGCGGCGGAAAAUAGCUGGCAGAAGCUUCCGAGGAUCGGCCGGCCCAGCCAGGCAACUUUGCUUUCCAUUUCCGAGUCCUACAAGGAAUACCAGAGACACACUCUCCAGCUUUGUCGUUCUUUGUGGGCUAAAUUUGACGUACCGAGCAUGCUCCAAGGUGUUGCAGUCCUUUUUGCUGGCAUUGUCUUGCUGGUGUUCUAUGCACGAAGCCUCAAAGCCGAUCAGACCGAUAUUACCAAGCCUCUUCUUACCCUUGUUGGAGCAGGCUCUGCUGUCGGUGUUGUCGUGGGUGCCUUUCUGUCGUUCUCGGGCGUAGCGGAGAUGCCAGUCGCCGAAUCAUCUGCUCUGUUGGCCGCCGUGGGAAGCAUAGUUGGCGCGUCAUGGACCAUUUUUGGCGGGUCAGCCGGUGUGUCAGUGCCUCUACCAAGCAGUCUGUGGGGCUGGUUGGCUGUUACCUUCACGAUCACGCAGUCUAUCGGAUUCGCCUCCAACUCCUAUACAAUCUGGGAGGAUGAGAUUCUCCUAUUUUUCCUCUCCACCUUCGGUGUUCUUGCUGGUGUAUCCUCGAUGCGACAGAAAUCGACCGCCGACAGGGUUCUGGGCGUCUAUCACUCCAUCCUCUUCGUCAUCCUCGGAAGAAUCGCGUCCUCUUCUCGCCUUUGUCGCGAGGAGCAGAUGCCUUUCUGCCGUUCGACCUAUUACGCGUCUGCCACUUCUUCGACUUCUGCACCCUGGCAGCUUGCUGUACCAUUCCUGGUGGCGCUUAUCCUUCCCACUGUUGUACGGUCAUUUUAUGCCGGAUCCAAGUCCUACGAAGGUGCCGCUACUCUCUGGAUUGGCUUGGGUUUCCGAUUGGGGCUGUUCAUAACCUCCGUCUUUUGGGUGCUUGAGGGGGCUGAUGAUGGCGAGUGGCUGCCCUUGAGCAAGGAGACUUUGAAGUCAGUUAGAGUGUUCUUGGCUCAGCUCGUGCUAGCUCUCGCAUUUGCUGCGGGGACAACAGCAUUCAUCUAUUCUAAGCCUUGCAUUAGCAUUAAUGUCAGCCAAGGGAAUGCGGAACCGGAAAGCAAAGGCAAGAACCUGGCGCCACCCCAGCCAGCAGGACGCACCACCGUUACGAUCCUCGGGUUUGGCAACGUGCAUGGGACUCGGUACUUCCUCCUCGUUGUUAAUUUCUGUUUGGGAAUCAUCCUUCUGCAGAAACCCAUGGGUCAGGGUGCCAUGGGACUUUUGCUUUGGCAAAUUCUCUCACUGCUAGAGAUUCUGGAUACGAAUGGUCUGGUCCUUGGCAAUUCAGCCAUUGGGCCGAUUGUUUUGGCUCUUCUCGGCUCCUUCUACUACUUCAAAACUGGUCAUCAGGCUACUCUGAGUAGCAUCCAGUGGGAGACUGCCUUUAUCCCUCUCUCCUCCGUUCAAUACCCAUGGUCCCCCAUCGUCGUAAUCCUCAAUACAUUUGGCGCACAGAUUCUUACUGCAAUUGCCGUCCCUCUCACCGUCCUCUGGAAACGCCCUCUUCAACUCAGCGAUCAGUCAUCCUCCUCCCCGAAGUCCAGCAACCCUUCGAUUAGACUCCUCUCUGACGUUGUGCGAGCCGCGUGCACCUACAUCCUCUACUUUGCGACUAUUAACCUGGCCACUACCAUGUGGGCUGGCCAUCUCCGCCGGCAUCUCAUGCUGUACCGGAUCUUCAGCCCUCGGUUCAUGAUGGGAGCCACCGUGCUAGGAGUCGUGGACAUUGUUCUCAUCAUUUUCUCUGUGGCUGGUGUGCGGUGGAGCACAUUGAGUGUAGGAGAGAUCUUUGGGUGGUAG